UUUCACGUACGUGUGGCACAUCGAAUCACGAAACAUGGUGGUAGAACGCUCAGUGUUCCCAAGAGGUGUCAAACUUGUUCGCAUGAAUGGAGAUCGUGAGUCGUCAUGAAUCUGGAACAUGUAGCACGGCGACAGAUGGGUGUCUGUGUGCGCGUCACUCCAGGACAAGUGGUGCCUCUUCGUUUGCAUCCCAUCUUCAUCCAUCUCCUGGCGUGCCAUGAAUUUAUGCGACGGCAAGAAGACCAAUUCACAGUAUAUCGAGAACUUCUCAUGCUCCCUCACUCCAUCAUUCUGGUAUUUCUGCUUCGCCCUGGUCUUCUCCUUUCUUACUCCCCGAAGCACCUAUUUCUCAUCACCGUUGCCAUCUGGCCCCUUCGAACCAGAACAGCCUGACAAGCAGCAAUAUGCAGGGCCACAAACGAGGAGCCGACGAUGCCUUUCUCGACCAUGAAGAUGACUGCAUCAUCGUCUCUGAGCAGCCCGAGACAGCGCGCAAGAUGCGCCGAGUUCAUUGGGAUCUACCAUCUCCAUCGUCGACUUCCGAACUGGACAUGGACGCAGCACUCAGCCCAGCACUGCACCUAUCUUCUGCUUCAAGCGUGGCCACCCCAAUGGAAAUUGACCUGACUGAGGAUAGCGACCAAUCCGAGGACGCUGAAGUCACCCAAGCUCGACAAGCUCGACUCGACGAGUUCCGUGGUUUCACAGCCGCCAGCUUCCCUGCGCUGAUGCUGCCUAUCGAGACGAGGCUGGCUUCGAUUGAAUCCUGUACCCGUCGACUUGGAAUCGCGCGGGAAGAAAAAGUCAUGCUUGUCGAUUUGUACAUUGACGAGCACUGCCUCCCCAUGUGGUCCAUGUUCAGCUGGGACCCCGAAGAAGUCAGUUUGCAUGACCAUCUGCAAGAGCGCUUUGCGGCAGUAGGCUUGGUGCGCAACAUGGGCGAGCCACUUCAGAGCGACUUGGUCGUCAAGGCGAAUAAGAGGUUGGACGUUGCGCGCGACUUGGGUCUUACCAUCGACGAUAUACACAUCGGGGAUGACUUACUUCCGAGCUGGGUUUGCGGAUCACCAAUGUCUGUUGAGUCGUGUGAUCUCGACACCUACAAUGCGCUCAAAGAGCAUGGAGGAGGCGUUAGUCAGACCACGCAGGGCUAUACUGAAGAUGAUGGUCAGCAACACUCUCCCAAGGCGGAAGUUCCUGACGCCGGACUCAGCGACAAUGCUCUCGUCACUGACAGCGAGGACGACACAGUUUCAUCACCUGAGUAUGAGGAGUACGAAUCAUACUGUUCUGAUGCGACGUUGCCCGUCAACAUUUUCCACGACGCAAUCAUUGCAGACGCACCAGAUGGAGUAGAAUGGGAAGUCGACCUCGAGGUGUACCUCGCACACGCAGACGAUCCUGACGUGGCCAAUUUGCCAGAGAUUGAGCUGGCGCUCGAUCGCGACGGGUAUGAGUACCACUUUGAUACAUCGGAGGCGAUUGAUGUCGCUGCGGACUUUGACAUGACUUGCUCGACAAACGUGCCCGCUAUUGAGCUCGAGACGUACGAAGAGGAUAUGGAAGACGAUAUCAUCGAUCCUGGACGCACGGUGAAUGGCAGAAGGAGGAUCAAGAGGAGGGAGUUGCUUGUGGUGGAAGAUGGGGACCAAUGUCAUGGGAAAGAGAAUGGACAGGAGGGAGAACACGAUUCUGAUGUCUCUGAGGAGGUGACGGAUUAUGAGGAAGACUCAGGAGCACCGCUUGAAGACGGGACGGAUAAGAGCACAUAG
Molecule: messenger RNA, 1772 nt
Organism: Emericellopsis atlantica
Lineage: Eukaryota; Fungi; Ascomycota; Sordariomycetes; Hypocreales; Bionectriaceae
Exons: 2
Coding region: 405-1772 (455 amino acids)
Source: RefSeq, a predicted model, not a curated record